GAAAGAGACAGCCAGAGAAAUAGAGAAAGAGAGACCAGAGACCAAGAGAGAGAGGGAGCUAGUGACUGGGAUAGAAACAGGGACAGGGACAGAGAGGACCGGAGGGGCAGGACACAAAGCUUUCCAAACAGUAACUCUAACCCUCUUCAGACUAACACCAUGGAGGCUCCAGAGGGUCAGGGGAGACUACAGAGAGGACUACCCUCACCUGGACAACCCCACGCCAGUUACCAACGAUCUAGCACCACCCUCAGGUCUCCACGCCAAGCCUCCGGCUCCAUCUCUCCCACCCUACUCCGCCCAUCCAUCCGAAUCAGAACCUCCACACUGUCACCAAGGAGACUGUCGCAAAGGAUGGACAUCACGGAAACGCGAUGUGGCAUGUACACGGUUAGAGAGCCAGGUGCAUUCUGGGUAGAGCCAGGGAUUGGGAUUGGCCAAUUGUCCCCGAGAAGAAGGACUCGGACACGCCUCUUCUCCCACAGCAGCUUAGAGCUGGAAGAGGAAGAGGAUGAGGAAGAAGAGGGAGAAGAAGAGGAGGAGGGAGGAGAGGCAGGGGGUAGUGGUGUGAUAGGGGUGGUGACUCAGACGCUGACUACGGCUGUGCCCUUGUCCCCUGCUCCAGCAGCGAUGGAUAGGAGGAUGACUAAAAGAGAGAGGAACAGGGUGAAGAGUCUGAGGAAGAGGCAGAGGAGGAGAGAGAGAUGGAGACAGAGCCAGCUGCUGGAGAAUAGACAGAGUUCGACUGGGAACCCAUCGAGCAGCAGUGAGGAGGAUGAUGAUGUGAGUGCCGGGGACAGAGAGGGCUUCAUCUGUGCUGUGUGUCUGGAUGUUUACUUCAGCCCCUACAUGUGCCACCCCUGUAACCACAUCUUCUGUGAGCCCUGCCUCCGUACCCUGGCUAAGAACAGCCCAACCAACACCCCUUGCCCACUCUGCAGGACCACCAUCACUCACGUCUUCUUCCAGACGGAGUUGAACCACACAGCACGGACGUUCUUCCCAAAGGAAUACUUUUCCCGGAAACAGACUUUCCAGAAGGCAAGCUGUGCAAAAUGGCCGCUCCCAAGCUGCAGGAAACUUUUCCGUAUUUUUGGAGGUUUCCAGAGGCAAGCUAGUCCAAUAGCCAGGCGUCAGUUUCCCCACGGGGGGUACCGUCUAGACGCCAUGGACUUUGAGGACAAUUCUCGCGGCUGGCGCUUUGACAUUGACAUGGUCAUUAUCUAUAUCUAUUCUGUCAACUGGGUCAUCGGCUUCAUCAUCUUCUGCUUUCUCUGCUACUUCUUUUUCCCUUCUUUCUAAAGUCAGAUGGAUGGAUGGAUGGAUGGAUGGA
Messenger RNA from Oncorhynchus kisutch (coho salmon), 1333 nucleotides. It is a transcript of the gene rnf180a, whose product is annotated as ring finger protein 180a. The transcript has 4 exons. The record is from RefSeq and is a predicted model, not a curated record. Lineage: Eukaryota; Metazoa; Chordata; Actinopteri; Salmoniformes; Salmonidae. Gene Ontology annotation, molecular function: ubiquitin protein ligase activity; ubiquitin conjugating enzyme binding. Gene Ontology annotation, biological process: positive regulation of proteasomal ubiquitin-dependent protein catabolic process; serotonin metabolic process; protein polyubiquitination. Gene Ontology annotation, cellular component: endoplasmic reticulum membrane. The coding region runs from base 160 to 1302 and encodes 380 amino acids.